AAGGGCGAUGAGUGCUCGCAAAGGGUAGCCGGAGCGAGGCGAGCGAGCCAGGCGAGGCGAGGCGAGGCGAGGCGAGGCAGCCGGCGAGGCAGCGCCCCCCCUCGGGCGAGCACCACCAUGCCUGUGCGCAGAGGUCAUGUGGCACCACAGAACACCUUCCUGGGGACCAUCAUUCGGAAAUUCGAAGGGCAAAAUAAAAAAUUCAUCAUUGCUAAUGCUCGAGUGCAGAACUGUGCUAUCAUCUAUUGCAAUGAUGGGUUCUGUGAGAUGACGGGAUUCUCCAGGCCAGAUGUCAUGCAGAAACCAUGCACCUGCGACUUUCUCCAUGGACCGGAGACCAAACGGCAUCACGUUGCCCAAAUCGCCCAGGCCUUGCUGGGGUCAGAGGAGAGGAAAGUAGAAGUCACGUAUUAUCACAAAGAUGGCUCCACCUUCAUUUGCAACACCCACAUCAUUCCAGUGAAAAAUCAGGACGGCAUAGCCAUGAUGUUUAUUAUUAACUUUGAGUAUGUCACGGAUGAGGAGAAUGUAGAGUCUCCAGAGAAAUUCAACCAGAUACCUUCAACCAAAGUUGCAAACCAUGGUGACAACCUUUCAAGAGGCUCUUCUUCAGGCAAACUUUUUGGGUUCAAGCUUCCUGGGCUGAGUCUUUUAUCAUACCGAAAGCAGUCCUUGCCACAGGAAGAUCCCGACGCAGUGAUAGUGGGUUCUUCCAAGCGCAGUGAUGACUCCAUGGCUAUGAAGCAUUUUAAGUCCCCGACAAAAGAAAGCUGCAGCCCCUCAGAAGCAGAUGACACCAAGGCACUGAUCCAGCCAAGCACGUGUUCUCCUUUGGUGAAUAUAUCGGGACCUCUUGAUCAUUCAUCCCCCAAACGGCAAUGGGACCGGCUAUACCCCGAUAUGCUGCAUUCAAGUAGUGCACUAACCCAUACUCCAUCCAGGGAAAGUGUCUGCAGUAUAAGGAGAGCCUCCUCAGUACACAACAUAGAAGGAUUUAACAUCCAGCCCAAUAAUGUGUUUCGAGACCGGCACGCUAGUGAAGACAAUGGUCGCAAUGUCAAAGUUUCACGCUCCUGGAUGGCAGGGGGUCCUUUCAAUCAUAUCAAGUCAAGUCUAUUAGGAUCUACAUCAGAUUCAAAUCUCAACAAAUACACCACCAUCAACAAGAUUCCCCAGCUCACCUUGAACUUUUCUGAUAUCAAAAGUGAAAAAAAAAGUUCAUCACCCCCCUCUUCAGAGAAAACAAUUAUAGCGCCCAAAGUGAAAGACAGAACACACAAUGUCACUGAGAAGGUUACACAGGUCCUAUCCUUAGGAGCUGAUGUUUUACCAGAAUACAAACUACAAACACCUCGCAUCAACAAAUUUACUAUAUUGCACUAUAGUCCUUUCAAAGCCGUGUGGGACUGGCUCAUUUUGCUUUUGGUCAUCUACACGGCCAUCUUCACCCCUUACUCCGCCGCCUUCCUUCUCAAUGACAAUGAGGAACAGAAGAGGCGGGAGUGCGGCUAUUCCUGCAACCCACUGAACAUGGUCGAUUUGAUUGUGGAUAUCAUGUUUAUCAUUGACAUUCUAAUAAACUUCCGAACGACGUACGUCAACCAGAACGAAGAAGUGGUAAGUGACCCAGCCAAAAUAGCAAUCCACUACUUCAAAGGCUGGUUCCUAAUUGACAUGGUUGCUGCAAUCCCUUUCGACCUGCUGAUCUUUGGAUCCGGCUCUGAUGAGACGACAACACUCAUUGGCCUCCUGAAGACUGCCAGACUGCUGCGUUUGGUGAGGGUUGCCCGGAAACUGGACCGCUAUUCCGAAUACGGGGCUGCUGUUCUGAUGCUACUGAUGUGCAUCUUUGCUCUCAUUGCUCACUGGCUGGCUUGCAUUUGGUACGCUAUUGGGAACGUUGAGCGGCAUUACCUGGUUAAUAAAAUUGGCUGGCUGGAUUCACUGGGAGAACAACUGGGGAAACAUUACAAUCGGAGCGAUGUCAGCUCAGGACCCUCCAUCAAGGACAAAUACGUCACAGCCCUUUAUUUCACCUUCAGCAGUCUGACAAGUGUAGGAUUCGGAAAUGUGUCUCCCAACACCAACUCCGAGAAAAUAUUUUCCAUCUGUGUCAUGCUGAUUGGCUCAUUAAUGUAUGCAAGCAUUUUUGGAAAUGUAUCGGCAAUAAUCCAAAGGCUGUAUUCAGGAACUGCCCGGUAUCACAUGCAGAUGCUGCGUGUGAAAGAGUUUAUACGUUUCCAUCAGAUUCCUAACCCCCUGAGGCAGCGGCUUGAAGAGUACUUCCAGCAUGCUUGGACCUACACAAACGGCAUUGACAUGAACAUGGUCUUAAAGGGAUUUCCAGAAUGUUUACAAGCUGAUAUCUGUCUACACCUCAACCAAAGUUUACUUCAGAACUGCAAAGCUUUCCAGGGGGCCAGUAAAGGCUGUCUCCGGGCUUUGGCUAUGAAAUUUAAGACUACACACGCACCUCCUGGGGAUACUCUUGUGCACAGUGGCGACGUUCUGACCGCACUUUAUUUCCUCUCGCGAGGCUCCAUUGAAAUCCUCAAGAAUGACAUGGUUGUAGCAAUUCUUGGCAAAAAUGAUAUUUUUGGAGAGAUGGUACAUCUUUACGCAAAACCAGGGAAGUCAAAUGCCGAUGUGAGAGCUUUAACCUACUGUGAUUUGCAUAAGAUUCAACGAGAAGACUUAUUGGAAGUUUUGGAUAUGUAUCCAGAAUUUUCCGACCUGUUUCUCACCAAUCUGGAGCUCACUUUCAAUCUGAGGCAUGAAAACCCCAAAACUGACCUCGCAAUAAGGUCGCAGAGCACGAACGGUUCCGACAACAGUCAGCUGCGAAGGAGGAAACUGUCUUUUGAAAGUGAAAUUGAUAAAGACUAUGACAAAGAGGACGGGGACUCAGCAGAUAACACCCGGCAUUAUCAGGGUGGCAAGAAACAUUUUGAAGAGAAGAGAAGCCGGUCGUCUUCUUUUGUGUCAUCUAUUGAUGAUGAGCAGAAGCCCUUGUUCCCUGGGAUCAUGGACUACCCGUCGAUAAUGGGCAAGGCAGCAGUGCUGGAUUUUGAAGAGAUGGUGCAUGUCACAGAAAGGAUCCAAGCUGAAAAAAGAAGUCAUUCUUGCAAAGACAUCAAUGACAGAAGAAUCUGGGAGGAGGAUCACAGCAGGGACCACCAGGAGUCAUCCAGUCAGUCCAUUUUGCCUCAUGUCACGUGGGGUGUCUCUGAAACAGACAGUGAGAUCAACUACGGAGAAGUGGAGCAGAGGCUAGAUUUACUUCAAGACCAACUCAACAGACUCGAAUCCCAAAUGACUGCUGACAUUCAAACCAUCCUCCAGCUGCUGCAGAGGCAGCCAGCUCUCAUUCCACCGGCCUACAGCGUGGUGACUGCAAGUGCGGAUUAUCAGAGGCCAGCUGUCCGGAUGGUGCAAAGUCUUCAUCCUGUAGCAUCUAUUAAAACAGACAAAAGCUUCAGCCCUGCACAGUGUCCCAAAUUCCUAGACCUUGAAAAAUCAAAACCGAAAUCCAAAGAAUCCAUCUCAAGUGGAGUGCAUCUUAAUACAGCCUCAGAAGAUAAUCUGGCGUCAUUUUUGGAACAAGAGCAUGAUCAGUCUUUAGAACUACCCCCACAACAAUGUAAGACUUACCUCCCCCCAAUCAGGCACCCAUCUUUGCCGGAUUCCUCCUUAAGCACUGCAGGAAUCUUGGGUCUUCAUAGGCAUGUUUCUGAUCCUGGUCUUCCGGGGAAAUAACCCUUUUAUACUCUUACAUCACCUAAAAUGUAAGUGCUUUUAAUGGCUGGGGUUUUUUUUUCCUUUUUUAAAUAUUUAAAUCCUCUAUACUUGACUCAGGGGCUACAAGGAUAUACCAUUAUAUGCAAAAGUACUGUAUAUUUUCCUAACUUUGUAGCUUGUAAGGUAAAGUUAACUGGUAACGAUGUACAUAUAUAAAUAUAUAAAUAUAUAUUAAAAACAAAAACGGUAUGUUCCAAAUGUAAAAUUGCCAGCAUUCUCAAGGCACCUUAUAUUUUUUAAUUUUUUUAAAAAAACGCACCUGCAUGUUUGGAAAUGGUUGCAGUUCUGUUGCAUGGAGAUUAACUGUUUACCGUUUUCAACGAACUCCUGGUUGACUGCGGAUAUAUGCCUUCAAAAAAUUAGGACGUUGAUCCACACAGAAAAGAUGUGGGGGUUUUUUGGGGUUUUUUUGAGCUAGUCUGAAGUUAAAGCAAAACUUUCCUCCCAUUUGCCUUUGCAAUGAAAUAAUUCCCUUUCUGGCAAUGACUUUCCUACAAACCCACAGAGCCCUUCCAUGGCAUUGGCAAGGAGAACAAUAGCUACAUCUUCUGGGUUCAGAAGUCAUUCAUGUAAACGUCAUUAGCAAGUAGAUUUCUCAUUUUAAAUGCAGCCAGAGCAACCGGGCUGCCUGGUGGAAAGCUUAAUCGCUCACUUGCAUCCACAUUGGCUGAACCUUUCGUUGUUGCGGGUUUUCUUUUUCUUUUUUCCAAUUUAUUUCCCCCCCUCCCUUGUUGGAAAACUUCAUCAUAGCUGCAAGCUGCCAUGCUACAAAAGCAGUUAGCUGUCAAGACCCUCAAACAUAAUCAAAUGCAAUAAAUAUAAUUUCUAUAAAAUACA
Heteronotia binoei (common prickly gecko) is the source of this 4635-nucleotide messenger RNA. RefSeq names its product potassium voltage-gated channel subfamily H member 7 (gene KCNH7). Gene Ontology annotation, cellular component: membrane. NCBI's taxonomy places the organism in Eukaryota, Metazoa, Chordata, Lepidosauria, Squamata, Gekkonidae. The record is from RefSeq and is a predicted model, not a curated record. Gene Ontology annotation, molecular function: inward rectifier potassium channel activity. The transcript is spliced from 18 exons. The coding region runs from base 118 to 3756 and encodes 1212 amino acids. Gene Ontology annotation, biological process: membrane repolarization during action potential; potassium ion transmembrane transport.